AUGAAGUUCACCGUAGCUUUGUUGUUCAUCGUCGGACUGGCCGUAGCUGCCACUUUGCAAAAGCCAGAGGCUGGAAAGAAGCUUACUGUAGCCGAGGAGAAGCGUGAGUUCAAAACCGAUGAGAAGCGUGAAUUCAAAGCUGAUGCCGAGCCAGUCUUAUCACUACAAUCAAUCGCUGAUCUGUUGAAGAACUUUAAAUGGCGUAAUGUGAUUCCUUGCAACGAAACCUGCACCAACGGUGGGGAUGUAGCCACAUGUUGCCGCGCCCACGGAUGGCGUGACGGAGUUUGCGACAUUUACCAUCGUGCCUUCUGCCGUUAA
Messenger RNA from Bursaphelenchus okinawaensis, 321 nucleotides. NCBI's taxonomy places the organism in Eukaryota, Metazoa, Nematoda, Chromadorea, Rhabditida, Aphelenchoididae. The record is from the annotation of a GenBank genome assembly.